AUGAUUUCCUCCGUGCCUCUCAAUGCAAGCCGACGACGCGUAUUCGGCUCCGUCUUUUCCCCCGCGUCACUACAAGCUCGGCCAACAUCUGCACCGGGCUCGGACCACGAUCAAACGCAACUCGCCUCCUUCCAAUCCACUUCUUCGACGGUGAAAGCAGGGUCGUUUGCCUCUCCUCAACAAGAACGCUUCGCUGAAGCACCACACGAUCGAGAAACAUGGGACCAGGCCUGGUCCGCGGCAACCACCUUCCUAGCCGUUCCUAAUCAAGGCUUCGCCCCGAUCUACGAUGCGAGAGAAAGUGAUGGAAGUGAGGCGCUGAAGGAUUGGAAUCGACUGAGCCCUCCGUCUAAGGAGACUGCCGAGGCACUGUCGUAUUUGACGGCGUCCGCUCAGCGGGGUAGUGCGGCAUACGGAGCGACUAGUUCGAAGAGUCUGAUCGACUGGUAUGGCGACGAGAUAAGGCGGCACUUUCUGGCCAAUAUUCGGAGUGGACUUUAUGAGCUAUUGAAAACGACGGAGAAAGAAGGUCUGCUCCGGACAAUCGUCGACUGUUUACAACUUGCUCGUCGCAUUUACCUCGCGCCUGUCGUUCAUUACCUACUGCCCCUGCUUCAAACGCCGGAACGGGGCAGAGUCCUGACGCAGCUUCAGCGUGGCUUCCAUACGGUUGUCUCUUACUCCUUGCCAUGGUCCAAGAUAUCACCACUUCUGGGUGGGGAGCUGGCCCAGGAUGCAUUAAUUAUCUUGGGUAUUGAUACCUUGCUGGAAGAUGCGGCGGAAAAUGAAGGUGAAGGUAGCCAGGAUGAGAUGGAAGUCGAUCGACAAUACUCCGUCUCAUACGAACACUGGAAGAAUGAGAACUUGGAGACGCGAGCCCGAAUGAUGACUGAAGGCGAGGACGAACGGGUUACAAUGGCUCGGGAUCGCCUUCUCGCUUUUCUCAACGGUCUACAGCAGGUGGGGCUUGGCGGAGACAAAGCUCAAAAGGUGUUUGCCAGCGUGAUGAAUAUUAUGAUGACCGAGUUUAUUCGUGCCGCCUACACGAAUCAAUGGGAGGCUCCGACAUCAGUCCCACAACAUCUACGACAUUGGAUUGAGAACAUUUUUGCUCGACUGGCUGUACAGGUCUUGGCAAUCAUACACACACCUCAGACUGGAAACCAAUCUUCCAGUCCUCUGGAUGUGAGCUUCGGCGAUGUGGAAAAGUGGCAGGAGAUGGGCAUUGCUCGCCUAGGGGCUCUCCGCACCAGCGAGCUGUUCGAUGUCAUCGUUGAGUGGCCCGCGAGUAGCGGGGCCGUAGAGGACUUGCGACAUUUCACCACGCAUCCUGCUGCCCGACUUCAUGUCACACAGUCGUUCAUUACGAUUCUUACUCAGCGACUGUUACACCCCGGUGCCUCAACCGUUGAGAUCUUGCAAGUGUACAUCUCCAUCAUUCGGGCCUUUCACCUGCUAGACCCGAAGGGUGUGCUCUUGGAUCGUAUUGCUCGGCCAAUCCGGCGAUACCUACGAGACCGUGAUGAUACUAUCAAGGUCAUUGUUAGCGGGCUUCUGGCCGACCCAGCAGCAGCAGCCACCAAACCCCCGUCAUACGCCAAUGAGACCCUUGUCGAGUUGUCGACCGAGUUGUCCAAGGCCCAUCAGCUUUCAAUGGAAAACAAUACCAGUGAACUUGACUGGGAUGAUAUGAACUGGAUGCCUGACCCCGUCGACGCAGCACCUGACUAUCGCAAAUCAAAGAGCUCCGACGUCAUUGACAGCGUGAUCAGCUUAUUCGACUCAAAGGAGACAUUUGUCAAGGAACUCCAGACCCUGCUCAGCGACCGUCUCCUCCAAAAGCGCGAGAAAUACGAUCAAGAAAUUUCAGUGCUAGAACUGCUUAAGGUGCGCUUCGGCAACUCAGCACUGCAACCCUGCGAAGUCAUGCUCCGCGAUAUUUCAGACUCUCACCGCGUCAACAUCGCCAUUCGCAAGGACCAAGGCCUAAUUCAACCCCCCGCCCGCAUCAACAAGAACAAGCGCCUACCAGUCCUACCCAUCCCAGACCUCCACGCCAAAAUCCUCUCCCCUGGCUUCGAAGCCCUCAAAGCCUCCCGCAAACUCACCUGGCGCAACGGACUAGGCCAAGUCCUCGUCGAACUUCAACUCUCCGACCGCGACUUCUCCGAAGAAGUAACCACCUGGCAAGCAACCGUCAUCCACGCCUUCCACUCCGACUACGACGAAGCCACCAGCAGAACAAUCUCCUCUCUCUCCACCGAACUCGAAAUGUCCCCCUCCCUCGUCCGCUCCGCCUGCUUAUUCUGGGUAAGCAAGCGGAUUCUCAUAGAAUCCUCCCGCGACGAAUUCAGCGUCCUCGAAUCCCUCCCCUCCGAAGACGAAGAUAACGACUUUGGCAUCGCCGGCGCAGACCCCACCGACGCAGACCCACAAUCCGGGGAUGUGUCCAAUGCAGCAGCUGCUGCUGAAGCCGCAGCAGCAGCCGCAGCGAAAGAAUCCGCUGACGCGGCGGCUAUGGAGAAGAUGAACCUUUAUUGGCAGUUCAUCGUCGGAAUGCUGACGAAUCAGGGCGCGAUGCCGUUGGCUAGGGUUGUUAUGAUGUUGAAGAUUGUUGUGCCCGGUGGGUUUCCGUUUAGUAAUGAGGACUUGAGGGAGUUUUUGGCGGGGAUGGUGGCGAAGGGGAAAUUGGAGAUUGUUAGUGGGGGGAAUUAUAAGAUUGUGCCUUGA
Molecule: messenger RNA, 2730 nt
Organism: Penicillium subrubescens
Lineage: Eukaryota; Fungi; Ascomycota; Eurotiomycetes; Eurotiales; Aspergillaceae
Product: anaphase promoting complex subunit 2
Exons: 3
Coding region: 1-2730 (909 amino acids)
Cellular component (GO): anaphase-promoting complex
Source: RefSeq, a predicted model, not a curated record